Molecule: messenger RNA, 1485 nt
Organism: Aspergillus homomorphus CBS 101889
Lineage: Eukaryota; Fungi; Ascomycota; Eurotiomycetes; Eurotiales; Aspergillaceae
Product: MFS general substrate transporter
Exons: 5
Coding region: 1-1485 (494 amino acids)
Biological process (GO): transmembrane transport
Molecular function (GO): transmembrane transporter activity
Source: RefSeq, a predicted model, not a curated record
AUGAAGGAUAUUGUGAAAGAUUACGACCUAAGCCCUACCCGACGGCCCACCAACUUACAUGCUGAAGAUGCAGCAUUGUCCCAUGUCGAUAGUGAUUUGCGAGGCAAAUUCCAGGCUCGGCUUCAGCUUCCAUGGUACAAGAAGUGGACGAUCCUAACUGUUAUCUUUGUCGUUCAAAUGUCCAUGAACUUCAACAGCAGCACAUACUCCAAUGCCGUGGUACAGUUAUCGGAACAUUUCCAUAUCAGCCAGCAAGCGGCUCGAGCGGGUCAAAUGAUCUUUCUGGUGACCUACGCCUUUGGCUGCGAGCUAUGGGCACCCUGGAGCGAAGAAUUUGGUCGAUGGCCGAUCAUGCGGCUGAGCCUUCUCUUUGUAAAUACUUGGCAGAUCCCCUGUGCCUUGGCACCUAACUUCGGCACUAUGGUGGUUUGUUGCGGUCUCGGUGGACUUUUCUCAGCAGGGGGCUCCGUCACGCUAGGCAUGACUGCCGAUAUGUGGGAGCCAGAUGACCAGAGUUUUGCUGCGGCAUAUGUGGUCUUGAGCUCCGUCAGUGACACCACAAUCAGACCCAUAUUCGGAGGUAUGAUGGAGCAAUGGUUAAACUCGCGAUGGAACUUUUGGAUCCAGCUUAUCUUCGGCGGUAUCACCCAAGUUCUCCAGUGUUUCCUUGUUACUGAAACACGAUCUACCAUUCUAUUAGAUCGGGAAGCAAAACAUCGGCGUAUGACUAGCGAGGACCACAAUGUUCAUAGCCCCAACGAGCUCAAACCUUCUCGAUUUGAUGCCAAAGGAAUUCUCCGGGUAUGGCGCCGACCGUUCGAAAUGUUUCUGCGCGAGUCUAUUGUGCUCUUUCUGUCUCUUCUAAACAGCUUUUCGGAUGAGCUAAUCUUCACAUGCAUUGAGUCAUUUUCUUUGGUCUUCAAGUGGUGGGGCUUCAAUCCUUGGCAGGUAGGAUUAUGCUUCAUCGCUAUCGUCGUGGGGUAUUUAGUUGCAUAUGCCAUCUUCUUGCCCGAUAUUUACCGUCAACGUCUGAUCCGACGUCGCGAGGGUGAUACAGCUCGGGUAGCUGAGCUAGAGACGAUCGGACUCUUCGGUUUCGCCUGGACAUCCAUAGGCCCAGAGUAUACUCAUUGGAUGGUGCCUCUAGUAUUUGUUGUUCUGAUUACUAUCGCCAAUUAUGGCAUCCACAUGGCCACGAUAGACUAUAUGGUCGCGGCUUAUGGCGAGUAUUCCGCGUCCGCUACCGGUGGCAACGGAUUCGCACGAGAUCUGCUCGCUGGUCUCUCCGCCAUGUACGCGACCCCGAUGUAUACCAACAUCGGAGGACGCUUUCACCAUCAAUGGGCUAGCACCAUUUUUGCCUGUUUGGCCGAAAUUCGGGCUAGGAGCAAGUUCGCACAGAGCCUUGCGGCGGACAGGCAAAGGCACGCGACUGCACGUCGGACCAGUCAGCUCAGUGCGUCAAGAAAGGAGUCCCUGGCGUAG